Amblyraja radiata (thorny skate) is the source of this 3117-nucleotide messenger RNA. RefSeq names its product armadillo repeat containing 3 (gene armc3). Gene Ontology annotation, molecular function: protein binding. The record is from RefSeq and is a predicted model, not a curated record. NCBI's taxonomy places the organism in Eukaryota, Metazoa, Chordata, Chondrichthyes, Rajiformes, Rajidae. The transcript has 18 exons. The coding region runs from base 338 to 2944 and encodes 868 amino acids.
CCGUCGCCCAGCAACCACCGCCCGGGACCCACAGCCUCUGGGCCCGUCCUAACUCUGCAAAAGGCAUCUAUCUGAAAGGCUCCCAUUGAGUUAUUCUUUCUCGGAUUUUGUUGUAUUUUACUGCCGCUAGUAGUUAUCGUUUGGUUUCCAUUCCUCAUCCUGGACCUUCGACGAAGCCUGUGGUGCUGUGCAGCCACUGAUUGAUGCCGGACGGUUGUCAUUCUAGAUGGGAGGCAUGAAUGUGGCCUUCUAGCCAAUAAACCACAUUUAUUGUGUACCUUCUCGACGUAAACUUACCUUGAUUCUGCUGGAAAACGUCGUUAUUUUUAGGGGGAGAAUGAAGCCAGCAAAUCAAAGGGUGGGUAAGAAACAAAAGAAGGAAGUUGAGCAAUCUCCAAAAGAUACAUUUAAUUCACUUAUUAUUGAGAGCAAGAAUGUACAGACAGUGGUACUUAUGUUGGAUUCUCCAGAGGAUGACAUUUUGCUUAAAGCCUGUGAAGCUAUGUACAAAUUUGCUGAGAAAGGGGAUGAAAACAAGCUGACUCUCCUCACACUUGGAGCGAUUCCAAAACUGACUAGAUUAAUAGCUCAUGAAGAUAAGCAAAUCCACAAGUAUGCCACAAUGACAAUUGGAGUGAUGGCUACUCAUAGUGAAGUUCGAAAAUCACUGAGGCAACUAGAUUUCCUACCAUCAAUUAUCGCAUGUCUAGCUCCAGAUGAAGAUGUUGUUGUUCAGGAGCUUGCUACAUUGUGCCUAGCCUCCAUGUCCAUCGAUUACACCAGUAAAAUAGAAAUUUUCGAAAAAGGUGGGUUGGGACCACUCGUUAGUCUUCUUUCAAGCCCUGAUCCAGAUGUUCAGAAGAACUCCAUUGAGUGCAUCUCAAAUUUAAUUCAGGAAGUUCUGGUUCGUGCUGCAUUUACUGAAAUGACUGGAAUUAUUCCUCUGUUGGAUCUAUUGAGCUCUGAAUACCCUGUCAUUCAGCACUUGACAUUGCAGACCCUGAUAACCAUGUCCAGGGAUUCGGACAGCAGAACGGCACUGUUUCAGAAUGAAGGCCAUGAAAACUUCCUACGAGUUCUUGACAACCCGGAAUUUACUGAUCUUCAUGCAGACAUUUUGCAAGUGCUGGCAAAUUGUCUGGAAGAGCCAGAUAACGUAAUGUAUAUCCGUCAAUCGGGAGCCCUGGAAAAGUUUUUAUUAUUUGUCACUUCAUCCAUUCAUCCAGAGGCCCAGAAGCAUGCAGUUAAAGCAAUAGCACGAUCAGCUCUUAACCGUGAAAUUAGGCAGAUUUUACAUCAAGAGGGUGUGGAAAAAGCAUUGGAGUUACUUUUGGAAGUUAACAAUGAUGAAAUCAGAGCUGCAGCUGCUGAAGCCAUAUCAGUCAUGUGUGAAGAUGAAGCUAGCAAAGAAUCUUUCAGAGCCCACGGUAUUUUUCGCCUGGUUCCAAUGCUGAUGAGUGACAAUGAGGAACUGAGAGAAGCUGUUAAUGUAGCUGUAGCAAAUCUGACAACUGAUAAUUCCAACAAUAUUGAUGCCGUUUUUGACACCAAAGGAGUGGAGCCAUUGGUGAAAUCACUGCAUGAUUCAAACGAUACUAUUGUUGCCAGUGCUGCUACUACAAUUACUAAUCUAGCUCUACAGGAACAUAUACGUGGCAGUAUUCUGAGUCAUGGGGCCAUGACAAUGAUUGUGGAACCACUGAGGUCAAACAAUACCCUAGUGCAGAGCAAGGCUGCACUCGUUGUGGCUUCACUGGCAUGUGACGUGAAUGGAAGAACAGAGCUGAGAAAUGCUGGUGGAUUGGAACCACUUGUUGAACUAUUACAUUCGGAUAAUAAUGAAGUGAGACGCAAUGCUUGUUGGGCUGUUCUUGUCUGCGGGAAAGAUGAGCCAACAACACAUGAACUUUGUAAACUUGGGGCACUGGAAAUUCUGCAAGAAAUAAAUCAGUCUUCAAGUCGCCGGAAUAAUUUUAGUGAAGUAGCUGUGAGCAGACUACUUGACCAUAAUGCAUCUCUCAAAUAUAUUCUAAAUGGAUACUUGUCAUCGAACGACAUCAUUGGGGAUGGUUUCUAUGAUCCUGGUCGGCCAAAACCAAAUGAGAAAAUCUUCACUCUUGAAGAAUUCAGUAAUCAAGACUUAAACCAGCACCGGCCAAUACUUUUAAUUAACGCAAAAAAAACAAACGAAAUCCAAAUGGCAAUAACAUCAGCUGAUGACAAAGUUGUUGAGGUUCUAGCAACUGCCAGUGGCCGCAAUGUUCCCAGCAGAUUGAGCAGUCGAGAUAAAUCAUCAAGUAAAGGAAGGAGUAGAGGAAAAAAAGAAGAAGAAAAAAUGAAAGAGGGAGAAAUGCUGCAACUCAAAGCUGAGGAGGAAGAGAAAAACAAACCCUGGGAAGCACCUUACGAUGUAACAUUUGAUUCUUACAUCGGUGAAAUCACAAGAAAUAUUUUACAACUUCCCAGCACACGAGAUCAAAUGGUAUCCCUUGCAUUUUUUGUUUCUGAUAAAAUGGGUGGACCUGUAGACUUAGAAAUGUUGCACGAUUUCCUUUGGGAGCUUCACAUUGCUGAACUGAAACACGAAUUAACAUCGAACAUUAUUCCUAUUGGGAAAAUUGAGAAAGGAAUCUACUAUCAUAGGGCACUUCUUUUCAAGGCUUUAGCAGAUAGAAUAGGAAUCAAUUGUAGUCUUGUUCGUGGAGAUUAUAACCGAGCCUGGAAUGAAGUCAUGUUAAUUGACCCCCCUUCCCAAGAUGGCAUUGAACAUCUAAUUCCGCCAAAGGCCUACAUAGUGGAUCUUAUGCACCAAGUUGGCCAUUUAUUGAUGGUUGACAGUGCUGAAGCAGCACACUAUAAAGUUUGCACCGGUUGUAAUCAUAGACAUUGUAAAUGUUGCAAGCAAAUAUCUUAUCGACGAGUACACAUCGAGGAAAACAAAUAAGUAGUUAAAUCUUUACAUUUAUGAUUGUUUUAAAAAUGUUAAAGUUGUUGCUGAUAAAUCAUAAAAUUCCAUGAUAAAAUAUGUAAUAAAUUACCCUUUCAGAUUUAUUUGGUUCUUAUUCUUAUCAUUUUCAUGUUAAUUCUUUAUCACUUUGUGUAGUUGACUUGUUUCUG